Messenger RNA from Fusarium subglutinans, 1362 nucleotides. RefSeq lists its product as uncharacterized. The transcript is spliced from 4 exons. NCBI's taxonomy places the organism in Eukaryota, Fungi, Ascomycota, Sordariomycetes, Hypocreales, Nectriaceae. The record is from RefSeq and is a predicted model, not a curated record. Bases 1 to 1362 code for a protein of 453 amino acids.
AUGUCAAACCAGAAACUUGAAGAUGCUGUCACUUAUCCAUCUGUGGAGAUGAACCCUUCAAGACCUCAACAACGAGGAAGACUGCUUCUACUCCCUACCGAAAUCCUUCUCCAGAUCACUAGCGAUCCCGAUCGAGAUGGAGGGACUAUACCUUACAAAGAUCUCAAGCGUUUGGCACUAAGCUGCUCCAGACUCUUCUAUCUCAUUCGCCCGAUAUACUACUUCGCCGAUAACUUCGCCGUCUUUCACUCUGCUGUUGCACAUAGAGACCUAGAGGUUAUCCAAAGAUGCAUUCAAUUCCGAUCCGUACCUCGUACGGUGACGCAACUUCCCCACGGCUGCACAUGUCCAUCGGAAAUGCCACAUGAGAAGCACAGCCCUCUUGAUUCCCUUCUAGAGUGCUUUGUUUACGGCUCUUUCCCCAUCGGUAAGUCCCUAGACGCAUUGAAAUGGUUGCUCGAUGAAGACACAAAAGGAUAUAACCCGACGGACCAGCCAUGGCACAAGGAUCAUUGCUUGGACGAUUACCAUCAUAUACCUGAGCUUUUGGUCACUUUUUUGGGCCAGAAUACUGACAGAGCUCGAACAAAAGAGACUAUCGAGAUGAUUGAAGCCUUGCGGAGCUAUGGAUUCUGCUUACCUUACCAGGUAAACGAGAAAGUACACGUGGAACUCUAUCUUGAUGAAAGAGAUGUCAAGCGCCUCGCCUAUACGCCCUUUGAUGUGGCUUUACGACCGCACUGCCCCGCAAACUUCCUUGGAAUCAUGCUCGAGGAAUAUAAACGGCGCGGAUUAUCUAUCAAGGCCGCAUGCAGCACACGACCCUUCCAAGUCGAAAGUUGGGCAGGGAAUGUGGCAUGGGGUUUGUUUCUAGGACUCAUGGAUGCUUCAUUGAUCUGGAAGGAAUCGUACUUGGGCGAAGUCACCCAUGGAUUCCAAGAAAAAGUCCAGCUACUGGUGGAUUAUGAGGCAGUCGACUCCGAUGAGCUGCUCGCUUUGCAGUGCAUACUGGAAGCCCUGGAAAGUAUCACCUCAGAUGCUCAAAGGCUUGGGGGGUUUGAUGAGGAGCGCGACGGGAAGGCAUGCUGGCUCAGGCUAUGUGAAGCUAAUCCUAAGUUCAGGGCCGAUAUGUCGUUUUCCUGGAUGCAAGAGGACGGGUGGGAUCUGAGACAGAAUGAGAAAGGGAUGUGGUAUGACCGCAUGUGGGACCGCUUUCAGAAUCCUGAACUUUGUCUUCUCAUUCUGCCCAAAUGGCAGCCCGUGACAUUUGAAGAGUACGUGGCCUUAGUGGAGAAAGAGUACCUGAGGGUCAAACGUCGUUUUUCGCUGUCAGGACUCAGGGGGAGUUCGACAAUCAAAUAA